CAUAGAAGAAGAAGGAGACCACAGCACUGCGCAUGCGCUACUCUGGUUCUCCACGGAGCUGCAGGAGGAACGUUCUGGUAGGUGUCUGGGUGGAUUUAGGUGUGUGUUAGUGUUUCUACAGGCGGUGUGAGAGAACCAACAGCAGCUUUAAGUGUUGGACUGAGGCUGGGACUCAGGUAGGACUCCUCUAGACUCUGUUUACCGCUCUUAGUCGUGCUCACUAGUGAUGCUGGACACCAGAGACACCUCUAGUCCGCGGUGGGUUCGGGUCAUCCAUUGUCUGCAGCCGGACAGGGGCGCAUCUACCUGCUUUCGGAGGGGUGUGCAGCACACAGCCCGCUUCCCAGAGCCCCAUCUUUAUGAAGUGUCUGUUAGCUAAACACGGCUAAAGAAAACCUGCUACCACUUCAGGAUCAUCCAUCAGCAUGGACGCAGAUGUUCAGCAGCUGGUGCUGGUUAAAGAAGAAGCUCCUGGUGAGGACCAGCAGGACCCAGAACACCUUCACAUAAAGGAGGAACAGGACGACCUCUGGACCAGUCUGGAGGGAGAGCAGCUCCAUCUGAAGGAGGAGACUGAUGCUGCCAGGUUUCCAGUCACUGUAGUUACUAUAAAGAGUGAGGAUGAUGAAGAGAAACCUCUGAUCUCACAGCUUCAUCAGCAGCAACUAGAAGACAGAGAUGUUCCAGCCUGCAGCUCAGCUGGUGGAGGAGCAGAAACUAGCAGGAACCCAGGGUGUCAUGGUGGGUGGAAGUUUCCUGACCCGCAUGAGAGAAUCCCACACAGGAACACAGGUGUUAAAAUAAUGGCGCUGGUUAAAGAAGAAGCUCAUGAAGAACAGAGUGCUGGUGAGGACCAGCAGGAACCAGAACACCUCCACAUAAAAGAGGAACAGGACAACCUCUGGACCAGUCUGGAGAGAGAGCAGCGACAUUUGAAGGAGACUGAUGCUGCCAGAUUUCUAUUCAAUGCUGGUUCUAUAAAGAGUGAGGAUGAUGAAGAAAAACCUCUCGUCUCACAGCUUCAUCAGCAGCAAACAGAAGACCGACAUGUUCCAGCGAGCAGCUCAGCUGACCAUGUGACAGCAGAAAUGACAAGUCAUUUAGCAACAAGGUCUUCAGGCUGUUGUGCUAGUAAGGAAUGUGUUAUAGUGACGCAACAUGCAGACUCAUGUAGGGAAGUCCAGAAAAAGACUAAAACAUUUAGUUGUGAUCACUGUGGAAAAGAAUUUAUAGGAAAAUCAAGUUUAAACAGUCACAUGAGGAUCCACACAGGACAGAAGCCUUUUGCCUGUGAGCUGUGUGGUCAAAAGUUUAGUCAUAAGACACAUUUAAAAGAUCACAUUAGAAUCCACACAGGAGAGAAACCUUUUGCCUGUGAGCUGUGUGGACAAAAGUUUAACCGAAAGACAGAUUUAAACAGACACAUAAGAAUCCACACAGGACAGAAGCCUUUUCCCUGUGAGCUGUGUGGACAAAGAUUUCGUUAUAAGACAAGUUUAAACAGUCAUAUGAGUGCCCACACAGGACAGAAGCCUUUUGCCUGUGAGCUGUGUGGACAAAGAUUUAACCGAAAGACAAAUUUAAACGAUCACAUGAGAACCCACACAGGACAGAAGCCUUUUGCCUGUGAGCUGUGUGGACAAAAGUUUAGUCAUAAGACACAUUUAAAAGAUCACAUGAGAAUCCACACAGGAGAGAAACCUUUUGCCUGUGAGCUGUGUGGAAAAGGAUUUAACCGAAAGACAGAUUUAAACAGACACACGAGAGUCCACACAGGACAGAAGCCUUUUGCCUGUGAGCUAUGUGCACAAAGAUUUAACCGACGAACAACUUUAAACAGACACAUAAGAAUCCACACAGGACAGACGCCUUUUGCCUGUGAGCUCUGUGGAAAAAGAUUUAACCGACGACCAAAUUUAAGCAGACACAUAAGAAUCCACACAGGACAGAAGCCUUUUGCCUGUGAGCUGUGUGGACAAAGAUUUAACCGAAAGACACAUUUAAAAGAUCACAUGAGAACCCACACAGGACAGAAGCCUUUUGUCUGUGAGCUGUGUGGACAAAAGCUUUGUCAUGAGACACAUUUAAAUGAUCAUAUGAGAAUCCACACAGGAGAGAAACCUUUUGCCUGUGAGCUCUGUGGAAAAGGAUUUAACCGAAAGACAGAUUUAAACAGACACACAAGAGUCCACACAGGACAGAAGCCUUUUGCCUGUGAGCUGUGUGGACAAAGAUUUUGUUUUAAGACAAGUUUAAAGAGACACACAAUUGUCCACACAGGACAGAAGCCUUUUGCCUGUGAGCUGUGUGGACAAAGAUUUAGUCAGAAGACAAGUUUAAAGAGACACACAAUUGUCCACACAGGACAGAAGCCUUUUGGUUGUGUAACUUGAUGUAAGUGGUUACUUUUAUUAAAUGAUCAAUAAGAUGUGAUAUUUCCAUAUAAAUAUGAAAUAUCAAUAUUAUUGAUCUUUUGAAAUUUUAUCUAAAAUGAAACCAGGUCAUUUUGGUAGUUCGGGGAAAUCACACCUUCGUAAUAUUUUGAGACCGAGUGAAAAAUAGUUUCUAAAAACAAAUUUAAUACUACAUUUCUACUACUGUGUGGAUGGUGGCACAGGAGUAAAGUGCUCGCACCGUAAUCGAAAGGUUGCAGGUUUGAGCCCCCGCUCAGUCUGUCACUGUCGUUGUGUGCUUGGGCAAGACAACUCACCUUGCCUGCUGGUGGUGGUCGGAGGGACCGGUGGCGCCAGUGCUCAGCAGCCUUGCCUCUGUCAGUGCUCCCCAGAGCAGCUGUGGCUACAUCGUAGCUCAUCCCCGCCAGCGUGUGAAUGUGUGUGUGAAUGGGUGAAUGACUGAUUGUGUUGUAAAGCGCCUUGGGGGUUCCAGGACUCUAGAAGGCGCUAUAUCAAAUACAGGCCAUUUACCAUUUACUAAUGAUGACACGGAACAAAUGAUGAUAAAUUAUGGUUGAAACAAGAUAACUGGGACAAUGAAUGAAAUGAUGGAAUGUGUACUUAGAUGUUAUGUAGCAAAACCAAGUGUCUUAGAAAAUUGUGAUGUCUGGGUUGUAAAAUAAGUCUGAAUGUAUGGUUUAACAAUCUCUAUUAAAAACACCAUCCCACGCCAGUUGUGCAGAAUCUACGAGUCCUUGUGGUGAAGGCUGCCGGUGAUCCAGCGGUCGGAGAAGUUGAUACAAACAGCCAGUAGAGUUGACUUCUGUGGUAUUUGGAGCACAUAGUUUCACCCCCAAAAACCAAACCGCUGUUCUGAGAUACCUUCCAGGUGAGUGCUGGAAGCUGGUGUAACAAUUUUGCAACUCCACAAUAAUUUCAGACUUCUUCAUCUGAUGUGGAGAGACCAGCUUGUCUGAGCGUAGCCUUUAGGAGGCAGAUCUCGAGUCUGGCUUUGGUUGUUCCUCUGAAGGUGUCAGCAGGACUUUUCCGAAUCAGCUCCAUGUGCUGUACUUGAGCUGAAGAAUUUCGAGGUGUUGACUGUGGGAGUCCUUCAAGUUCUGCAUAUGCUGGGUGUAACUGCAGGCCUCUGUGGGUUCGGUUCCACUAGUAGCAGAAGGUGUACUACUGCAUACCUUGUUGAACAUCAGAUCAAAUAGGUUUGAUUAGACUGAAACUUUUUAUUGUCCUAUGCACGGUUAGAUAAAUGUUUCCCUGUACAACAACAAGCCAAUUUUUAAUAGCUAGCUGAUGAUUUUUGUCGUAGAGAAACAGUUCUCUGUCAUGAACCGGGAGAGUUACCAUGUGAUGUUCCAGCCCCCGCCCAGUCGAAGUUGAAAGCCACUGUCACUGCAACUUUGCACAACUGUAAUACGAUUCAUUUUUCAGUUUAGCAAAGCUUCAACAGGUAUAACAGUACUUGAUGAUCCCCUGUGCUACGUUACGUGCAUUUGCUACACAAAACUCACACAUCAACACAGAUU
Nothobranchius furzeri (turquoise killifish) is the source of this 3934-nucleotide messenger RNA. The record is from RefSeq and is a predicted model, not a curated record. Lineage: Eukaryota; Metazoa; Chordata; Actinopteri; Cyprinodontiformes; Nothobranchiidae.